CCUGCUACUACUCUCCAGCCUUUGAGGCCUUACUUUGUGCAGCAAUUCUUGAGGAAAUGGCAUCAUCGGCAUUGGCUUCAGCAUCGGCGGCGGCUGCGGCGGCGGCGCAGAUGCAGAAGAUGCAACUGAUGAAGGGAGAGCGUCACCUCUUCUCAUCGUCGGACGAUAAUAUUGUGAUGAAGCAAACCCUUGAAACGCAUUCCCCCGAUGGCCGUGAAGUGGAUGUGAGGUCGUUGUUGUACCUCAUUGAGGACAUCAUGCAACGAGCAACUCCUGCCAUUUUAGAGACGCCGCACACUCACUUGGAGGUUAUGGAAGACAGAGCGCAUCAUGCUGCAGUUGUUGGAAUGCUCGAAGCCCUCGCGUACCCCAUUCACAGGAUUGCUGCUGAGAUUACGUACAAGUGCACGAGCGGUGGCGAUGCCCAUGCAACGACGAUCGCCUUGUUGCACACGUUGUCGAACUAUGCAUGGGACGCAAAGGUUAUCCUAGUUUUAGCAGCUUUUGCAGUGACCUAUGGGGAGUUCUGGCUGACAGCCCAGCUUCAUACCAUCAAUCCCCUGGCGAAAUCUGUGUCACUACUUAAGCAGCUCCCUGACAUUUUUGAGCACACCCAUCUUCUUAAGCCAAGAUUUGACGCCAUUAACAACCUCAUCAAGGCCAUGGUGGAUGUUACAAAGUGCAUUGUUGAGUUCAAGGAGCUCCCCUCAGAAUAUAUCUCCCCUGAAUCCCCUGACAUGUCGAUGGCCAUGACCCAUAUCCCAACUGCUGUCUACUGGACCAUUAGAAGUAUUGUAGCUUGUUCCUCUCAGAUCAUUAUGCUCGUAGGCCUUGGCCAUGAGUACAUCAGCUCCACCACUGAGGCAUGGGAAUUGUCGAGUUUAGCUCACAAAGUUAGCAACAUUCAUAGGCACCUUACUAAGCAACUUGCCUUGUGCCAUCACCAUAUAGAUGAGAAGAAGCAUAUCGAGACUUACCAAACACUUGCGCGUCUCUUCGAAGUUGCCCAUCUUGAUAACUUGAAGAUCCUUAGGGCAUUAAUGCAGUCAAAGGAUGAUCUUCCCCUCUCUGAUGGUACUAGAAAGAAAAGAGUUGGUGUUGAUAUGCUGAGACGAAAGAUCGUUAUGUUGUUCAUCUCGGACCUCGACAUUCCCCAGGAAGAACUCCUAGUUCUCGUUCAGAUAUACAACGAUACACAUCAAGGGAAGCUCGAGAGGCCCUAUGAGAUUGUCUGGUUACCGGUCAUUGAUAGGCACAUCCCAUGGAACAGCGGCAGAGAGGAGACUUUCAAUCGCUUGGCAUCCAUGAUGCCAUGGUACUUAAUGCACCACCCUUCGCUGCUCGAUCGAGCUGUGAUCAAAUACAUCAGGGAUGUGUGGCACUUCGAGAAGAAGCCUCUGCUAGUGGUGUUGGAUCCUCAGGGAAAGGUAGUGAAUCCUAAUGCCCUCCACAUGAUGUGGAUAUGGGGCACUCUAGCCUUCCCUUUUACCAGCAAUAGGGAGGCAGCUCUUUGGAAUGAGGAGACUUGGCGGCUUGAAUUCCUCGCCGACGAAAUCGAUCCUGUGAUACUAACAUGGGUGAGAGAAGGCCGGUAUGUUUGCCUGUAUGGCGGCGAGGACAUCGAUUGGAUUCGGAGGUUUGCUACAAGUUUGAGGAGGGUGGCGCAGGAGGCAAAAAUCCCCUUAGAGAUGGUGUAUGUGGGGAAGAGCAAUCCGAAGGAGCGAGUGAAGAAAGCCGUGGGGGUGAUCGCGGCGGAGAAGCUCAGUGGCUACUGGCAAGACCCGGUGAUGGUGUGGUUCUUCUGGGUGAGGCUGGAGAGCAUGUGGCACUCCAAGAUGCAGCAUGGAAAAAGCAUUGAGGAUGACACCAUCAUGCAGGAGGUGAUGACCAUGCUCAGCUUCGACGGAAGCGACGAGGGCUGGGCCGUCAUAAGCCGGGGCUCGGUGGAGAUGGUGAAGUCCCAGGGGAAGAAGCUUGUGGACUGCCUGACGCAGUUCGACGCAUGGAAGGAAACUGUGGAGACUGAAGGAUUCAUUCCAGCGCUGACAAAUGCAUUGAUCCCAUACCACACCCAUGAGCACUGCACUCGUCUCAUCCUCCCCGGCGACAAUGGCCGGAUCAAGCAUCAGGUGAUUUGUGCCCAAUGCAAGCGUCCCAUGGAGAAAUUCAUCCUGUAUCGCUGCUGCAAUGACUGAGAUUGUCGUUAGGCCAGGACUACCUUGGAAGUUUGAAUGUGUGUGGUUCGAAGGCAAGCUUUUCUUGUAGGCCUAAAUAAAGUGUGUUUGUAAUGUUUGAAGUGUCUUGUGGUCCUCCUCACAUGUGAGAUCACUGUUCUUGUGAGUUGUUUCCAGUAAUCUAAUUUGUCUUUGUUAUGGACCUAUGGUUCAAGAAAUAAAAUUUUCUACAUUUCAGUGAUAAAUGA
Messenger RNA from Phoenix dactylifera (date palm), 2422 nucleotides. Its product is annotated as protein SIEVE ELEMENT OCCLUSION B-like. NCBI's taxonomy places the organism in Eukaryota, Viridiplantae, Streptophyta, Magnoliopsida, Arecales, Arecaceae. The record is from RefSeq and is a predicted model, not a curated record. Gene Ontology annotation, biological process: phloem development.